Molecule: messenger RNA, 1893 nt
Organism: Fraxinus pennsylvanica
Lineage: Eukaryota; Viridiplantae; Streptophyta; Magnoliopsida; Lamiales; Oleaceae
Source: the annotation of a GenBank genome assembly
AUGGAAAUGCAGUCCACUGGUGGCUUUAUUGCAGUGUCAAGAUAUGCCAGUGCAACUCCCUUGCGCCAUCUAUUCUCAGCCGUGAAUGAAGAAGAUGGAAUGCCCGAACCUGAAGUUGAAGGCAAGGCAGGACAGGAAAGUGAGGAUGAGCCAGAGGCUGUUGAUGGUAUUCAUGCAGAGAGCAGGGAGAAAAUUCAGUGUUCGCAAGAAAUUUGUAUUCACGAUCAAAGUGGAGGAAGUAAAUCACUUGGCAUCACAAAAGAUGAUAAGCAGCGACGUCUAGCUGCUGUAUUUCAUGAUAUUUUCGGGGACUCUGAUAAUGAAGUGCAUGACAGCAUAAAAGACGAUAAGCAACGUGCUAUUUGUGAUAAUUUUGGGGACUCUGAUAAUGAAGAAAAUGGCGGCACAAAAGAUGAUAAGCAACGUUCAACUGCUGUAAAUCGCGAUAUUUUUGAGGACUCUCAUAACAAGGAACAUGACAGCACAAAAUGCGAUAAACAUCAUUUAGCCAUUGUAACUCCUGAUAAUUUUGGGGAUUGUGAUAAAGGAGAACAAGCAGACCAUAUAGCUCAGAAUCAGAAUGAUGACAAUAGACGUCGCUUGGACAAGGGAAAAUUGGUGAAAGAACGGAGGCCUGAAUUUAGGGUACCUGAUGAAGAUGUGCCGUACGAAUAUGACCAAGAAUAUGCAGAUGCCGAACGAAAGGAAAAGGCCACUGCCCCUUCGCCGGUGUUAGAGAUUCCUCAGAUUUGUCCCUUAGCUGAUCCAGAUAGGAUGUAUAUGCUCAAACUCUCCAACUUAGUGGCCAUUGAUCCCAAGCCAUUUGAUCCAAGCACAUAUGUUGAACAGGACUUUUUUGGGAUAGACAAUUCUGGACGUAAAAGGCAUAUCCCUCUCCAAAAUAUCGUUCGCUGGAAGACUGUCAAAAGGCCUGAUGGCAGAACAUCUGGGCCAUUUCUGUCUGCAGUUGGGUUUCUAUUGAUAUCGAGAAUAGUGAUGUCCUGGGACCCUAAACUUCCAGUGGAAAAAUUCCCGUAUGUGAUUGCAUAUGCACCAACAGAGCCAUUUCUAGUUCAAACUCGGAAGGUGGUUCCUCCCAUUGGCGCUAUUGAUGUUACUCGGGUGGUCUGGUUUGGAUUAAUCAGUUCCUCAAUGAAAUUCUUGUUUGCCCUUAGGGUUGAGAGCAAUGCACGAUUGGUGACAUGGGAAGAUGGAAGCUUACAAUUGUUAAUUGGAGAACAAGCGUUUAUGGUGACUGAGCUAGACACAAGGGAAAAUCAGGCGCACCUUUUCCUGAGACAUAAAAAUGGCAUUCUCCAAUCACAAGGGAGAAUCUCAAAAAAACUGCAGUUUCUGCCGUCAUCUGAUUCUCAAUUCUCUGCUAUUCUUGAUGCAACAAGAAAUAAAAAUGUCAAAGUCAAAAGUUGCAAUGCUGAUGUCAUCUCUCAAUGGGAGUUGGGAAACAAAAGGAAGAUGGAGAAGCAGUCAAAUCAACCUAAUAAACGACUUGUUCAGAAGGGCAAAAGGAUUCACAAAUGUGCACAAAUUGUCAACCGGGAACAUCAAGCGCCACCAGGUUUGCUGAAGGAUCUAAGGGAUAAUGAACAAGAUUUUCAUGAACAACAGUCUGCUGCACAGCACUUCAAUGAAAAUAGAGAAAAUGAAGCUGGAGCAUCGGUCUUCACAUUUAAUGAAAAAAAGGGACCAAAAAGUCCUCUGAAAUUAUCGUUACCAGAUGCCAAAUCAUCUCAAGGUCUAAGGAGAGAAAGCAGAAAUGAGGAAGAGACUUAUGAAGAUUCAGAAGUGGAGGCUGAGGGGCUAAUGCAGAAGGUUGAGGAAUCUGGGAAAGGGUUGAAGCUGAGGAACAUUCCUGUUUUCCGAGGAAAACUAUGA